GAUGCCAGGCAAAGGUGCAGAAAUCUGGCAGAGAUUUUUGCAAGUGCUGUAGGAAUCUGAUAUUAAUAUUGACAGGAUCAGCUCUUUUCUGCCUCCUUUUAACUUGCUUGAUACCAGUUGGAAAAGGCCUUUCUCAGUACCUCUGGGAAGAUGGGAGGAGCUGUCCGACAGUGCUCUGGGAGGUGUCUGCUCUGCUGAAAUGCUCCUGCCUUUGGUGGGUGCAGAGAUUUGGGCUGAAAUCAGAUAUUCCUGUGGCUGCUGGUGUUCUGCAGCCUGGCUGAUAUUCCACUCAGCAUUUUUCCCAUUGCUCAUGUUCCUCUGCUCUCUGUUCAGAGCAGACAGAGCAGGUCCCUGCUGCUACUUGCAGGUAGGUUGCUCAGCCAAGCUGCAGAGCACAGGUCAUGCUUAUGGACAGUGAGUGGAAAAUCCCCGUUCUCAUCCUCACUUUGGAUUUAUCCAAGCUCUGUUGCAUCUGUUCGAGUGUGAUUUUGGGGCAGGGUGAGACUGGAGAUGCUUCCUUAGUGCCUCUCCAGGACACUUUUCCAUGGCCUGUGGGUUAUCCCUGGGAAGUUCCCAGGCAGGUGCUGUAGGGGUCAUUGUAGUGGCUCAGGUGCCUGCAGUCACUGUUGGUUGCACAUCUGAUCCAACGUUUAAGGAUAUUCCAGAACUCCUCAAGCUGUUGGUUGUCCCCAUUUUUGGUUUUCCCUGUCUCCAAGUGCUUUCCCAUCGCUCCAUCUGUUACACCUGAAGGUGAUACAUACCCUGAAAAUGAGAAUGAAGCUUCUGUAGGAGUCUCCAGACAGCCCACAAUCCACCAUUAGGAUGGGCUUCCUCCCUUUCCAUCUGGGAAUGAUUGUUUGCCCUAAAACCCAAUAGGAAUAUUUUAUAUGCGAGGUUCCCUUAACGCUGACACGAAUGGUGAGGUGGGAGCAUAUCCCUGCUCUUGGCUUUGAGCAGUGCAGGAUAAAGGGUCAUUGGGUAGACAUUGCUGAGGUUCUCUGAAGAAGGAAUCAUGGAUUCAUAUCCCUGAAAAGUGAGUCCCUCUAUUUCUACCUUAGUGGAAAUGACCAGAGCUUAGCUGCAUUGUUACACAUGGGGAACCUAUGGAGAGGGGAAAUUCAGGGAUACAUGCAGGCCAUGAUUAAGGAUGAGAUAAUGCAGCCUUGAAACAUGAGACCCCAGGAAAUGUGGCAGUUUAUGCCAUCACUCCUGGAAGUACUUGGCUUUGCUUUAUUUAUAAGCACUACAUCAUCUGGAGACCCCAGCUGGACACCUUUUUGACUCUUUGAUCUUCAGGCUUUGUAGUCCAGAAAUGCUGUGCAGAAGAGGUGAAUUUUUGCUGGGAGGAAGCUCCAGGGCUUGGUCCAAGGCUGCUGGAGGGUGAGAGGCUGGGUGGGGUUCAGACCUCAUGGGGCCACAGCCAGUGUUACCCAAAAAAUUUGCCUGCCCUCUCCCACCACCCACCCUCCCAGUUCCCUCUAAUCUCUGUGCCCUAAGGAACACUGACAGGAAUAAAAGGAUCUGAUGGCCACAGCCAAACUUCUGGCUUGCUGGAGCCCAGCUUUAAACUCGGCAGGUCUCCCUGAUGCAGCAGCACAACACUGCUUCAGUCCUGCUGGUUUUGAGACAGCUCCAGCAACUCUGCUCAGCAUCUCCUCAGGGAUCUGGCAUUUGCAAAGAGCCAGGACAGUGCUGUCACAUGUGUGGAAAACAUUAUCCAGAUCCCUGGUUUUAAGAUGGUUUUGGGUUUGGCUUCGGAGUUUCUGUUUGUUUGGUUUUUCAUUGGAAUUUUUGUGGGAUUUUUUUUUUGUUUUAGACUGUAGCUUUUUCUGAGAAUUUAGUCCUGAGUAGCAAUUCCCUGGAUUCUGCUGCUGCUGUUUCUGGCUGCCUGACAGCUGUUGGAUCCAGAGCUGCAGGGAACACCAGGAAGUGCUGUGUCAGGCCCUGAGCAGAGCCUUGGUCAAGGACAGCUCGAGUGUCACCUUUGCAGUGUUUAAAAUGCAGGUGCAGGGUGUGCCCAGCCCCGUGUGCAGGCAGCCUUGUGCCAGGGCUCUCCAGGGAGGUGGGAAUCCCUGGACAAGUCCCCAGUCACAGCUACAUGGCGGGACCCUGUCUCUCUUUGAGCCUCAGUUUCCCUUUCUGUAAAGUGGAGAAAUCACGGUGGUGGUUCUGUAAGGAGCUUGGAGAUUUAGGACUUGUCACCUCCAGACCAGGGAAAACCAACUGCUGGAAACCCCUGAGAGAUUUCACCUCCCAGCAGCUGGCAGUGGGAGCAGCAGGAGUGUGGAAGCCUGGCUGGAGCAGAGCCAUCUCACAGGACCAGGAGCUCUGCGUUGGGGACACCUGUGGGGUGUUCCUUACAAGACUCUUGUCCUGCAGAAAGGGAUUUUUUUUGUCUCAGUAAACCCUUUUUGGCCUGUCUGUCCUCACUGCAGGUGUGUGUCUGUUUAGCCCCUGGACUCUGCUGCUGGCAGUGAAAAUACCAAGACUUACCUUGGACAGAAAGGGGUCUCUUCGUCAGGAUUCUUCUGGAGCAGCUUAUUCCCAGAGCACAGGGCCCCUUGGGCAGGCUGGGACAGCCUGGGAGUGCAAGCAGAACCUGCUAGCUGCAGGGAUGGAACCUGGGAGGAGAGCUCAGUGCCCAGCUGAGCCCUUGGCUUCUCUCAGGGAAACUCCUGCUUGAGCCAGAAGUGCCUCCAUGUGAUGGCAGAGAAGGUGCAGCUCCUUCCUAAGGGUACCUGGCUCCGAAGGAGACUGAGAGCAUCUUGUCAGAUCCACUGGGAUAACAGCAUGAUUGUGCCCUGAAGCGCCAUCGAGUUCCAGCUGAGGUUAAAGAAAGCAAACUCCAGGUGUUUAAGCAGGUUAUUGUUGUGGAAUUCUUGACUUUGCAAACUUGAGCUUAGUGAAAAUCUGUGUAAACAGUGGAAAAAGAGAAAUGAGCCCCUUUUUAAAAGAUAAUAUUUUUAGAAAAUGCUGAACUCUCAUCCAGGAAUGAUUCAAAGGAAUCUGACUUAGUCCUUGCCUCUUCCUCCUGAAAAUCCAGGUUUAAGUGAGUUUAGGUAAACACUUGGACUUAGUGCUGCAGGAGAGUGUUCUCUGAGCCCAGGAAAAUACAUACAAUGAACCUAAUUCCCUUUCUGUCUCCCUUCUUCCCCAGAGCAAGCUUCCCAUGACUAACAGAUGCUGGCCUAGAUUAUGAGCUCAAACAAGAACGCUCGCUACAAUCGAUUCUCCAGUGGCACAACAAACAUCACUCCUUCAGAAAACACUAACGGGACGAGAAUGGAAACAACUUUUGGACCAGCCUACUCUGCUGUGACCACCAUCACAAAGCCUGACGGGACCAACACUUUUAAGCAGCACCGCCGGACCCCGUCCUCCUCCAGCACGCUCACCUAUUCCCCACGGGAUGAGGACGAUGGCAUGCCCCCGAUCAGCACCCCACGCCGCUCUGACUCGGCCAUCUCCGUCCGUUCAUUGCACUCCGAGUCCAACAUGUCCUUGCGCUCGACGUUCUCACUCCAUGAGGAAGAGGAGGAGCCAGAGCCCCUGGUGUUUGCUGAGCAGCCCUCUGUGAAGCUGUGCUGCCAGCUGUGCUGCAGUGUGUUCAAGGAUCCAGUCAUCACAACCUGUGGGCACACGUUUUGUAGAAGAUGUGCCUUAACAUCUGAGAAGUGCCCCGUGGACAAUGCCAAACUGACCGUGGUGGUGAACAACAUCGCGGUGGCGGAGCAGAUCGGGGAGCUCUUCAUCCACUGCAAGUACGGGUGCCGAGCCGCGGCCAGCAGCAAGCCCACCGCCUUCGAGGUGGACCCCCGAGGGUGCCCCUUCACCAUCAAGCUGAGUGCCAGGAAGGACCAUGAGAGCAGCUGUGAUUACCGGCCCGUGCGCUGCCCCAACAACCCCAGCUGCCCUCCUCUGCUCAAAAUGAACCUGGAGGCACACCUCAAGGAGUGCGAGCACAUCAAGUGUCCCCACUCCAAGUACGGGUGUACAUUCAUAGGAAACCAAGACACUUAUGAGACCCACCUGGAGACGUGCAAGUUCGAGGGUCUGAAGGAGUUCCUGCAGCAGACAGACGAUCGCUUCCAUGAGAUGCAGGUGGCAAUGGCCCAGAAGGACCAGGAGAUCGCCUUCCUGCGCUCCAUGCUGGGGAAGCUCUCUGAGAAAAUCGACCAGCUGGAGAAGAACCUGGAGCUGAAGUUUGAUGUUCUGGACGAGAACCAGAGCAAGCUGAGCGAGGACCUGAUGGAAUUCCGCAGGGACGCCUCCAUGCUGAAUGAUGAGCUCUCCCACAUCAAUGCUCGGCUCAACAUGGGCAUCCUUGGAUCCUAUGAUCCUCAGCAGAUCUUCAAGUGCAAGGGGACCUUUGUGGGCCACCAGGGCCCUGUGUGGUGUUUGUGUGUGUACUCCAUAGGAGACUUGCUCUUCAGUGGCUCCUCAGACAAAACCAUUAAGGUGUGGGAUACCUGUACCACAUACAAGUGCCAAAAGACCUUGGAGGGUCAUGAUGGAAUUGUACUGGCUCUCUGCAUCCAGGGGAACAAGCUGUACAGUGGCUCUGCUGACUGCACCAUCAUUGUCUGGGAUAUUCAAAACCUGCAGAAGGUGAACACGAUCCGAGCACACGACAAUCCUGUUUGCACUUUGGUCUCCUCACACAACAUGCUCUUCAGUGGCUCCCUCAAAGCCAUCAAGGUCUGGGAUAUUGUAGGUACUGAGCUCAAGCUGAAGAAGGAGCUGACAGGUCUCAAUCACUGGGUGCGAGCGCUGGUGGCUUCCCAGAACUAUCUCUACAGUGGAUCCUACCAGACCAUCAAGAUCUGGGACAUCCGCAACCUGGAGUGUGUCCACGUGCUGCAGACGUCCGGGGGCAGCGUGUACUCCAUCGCCGUGACCAACCACCACAUCGUGUGCGGCACCUACGAGAACCUCAUCCACGUCUGGGAUAUAGAAACAAAGGAACAGGUCCGCACGCUGACAGGGCACGUGGGGACGGUCUAUGCCCUCGCUGUCAUCUCCACACCAGAUCAAACCAAAGUCUUCAGCGCGUCCUACGACCGGUCGCUCAGGGUGUGGAGCAUGGACAACAUGAUCUGCACCCAGACGCUGCUGCGGCACCAGGGCAGCGUCACCGCCCUCGCCGUGUCCCGUGGCCGCCUCUUCUCCGGCGCUGUGGACAGCACUGUAAAGGUCUGGACGUGCUAGUCAGAGCUUCACACUAGUCCUGCACACUGAAAGACCAAAAACUCUCCCCUCCAUCGGCCUGUGGGUGACCACAUCCUCUGAAAUGACUGCUGCAGCUCCUCCUGCACCAACCACUGCCUGCUGCUGCCCCUUGGCCGGCCCCCCCCGCAGGGAUCCCGGCUGGCGGCUCUCCCGAUGGGUCUGCCCCAUGGAUGCUCCAGAUGUUCCCCUAGAUCUGCCCUAGAUGAUUGGAAAAGCAGAGGAAGCAUAUCCAGUGCCUUCCUCUGCCUGUGUCCCCCCAGCUGGGGACACCCCUGGGGCCGGGGCUGGGGUGACUCUGGGCCCCAGGGCUCCAGGCCGGGCGAGCACAGCCCUUGGCCAGUGAUGGGACUGGAUGGAUCAGCAUGUCCCAGUGGUGACACUGGGAGGCUGCUCCCCUGGCCGUGGUAGGACUGAGCAUUAGGCCCUGCCCUGGGUGGGCACCCGACCCCUUUCUGUCUCUAGUAUUUAAUUUUACUGCCAAGGUGCCGGGGCCGAUCCAUCCGGGAAGAGGUAUUUCCUUGAGUAGCCAGGUACGAUUUUUAUGCCACAGCUAGUUCUCAAAUCAAGUUCCACAAGCCCAUUGUUCACCACCCUGUAAUUAUGGUCUCCACAUUAAAGACAAAAAGCCUCCGUUGCAUUUUUACUCACAUUUUCUACUGUUUUUAAGAUUGUAAUAUAGAUUUGAUUAUUUCUUCAUUGACAAUAAAAGCAGAAAGAGUUGU
Pipra filicauda (Wire-tailed manakin) is the source of this 5951-nucleotide messenger RNA. RefSeq names its product TNF receptor associated factor 7 (gene TRAF7). Gene Ontology annotation, molecular function: ubiquitin-like ligase-substrate adaptor activity; protein binding; zinc ion binding. The record is from RefSeq and is a predicted model, not a curated record. Bases 3196 to 5208 code for a protein of 670 amino acids. Lineage: Eukaryota; Metazoa; Chordata; Aves; Passeriformes; Pipridae. Gene Ontology annotation, biological process: protein polyubiquitination; Notch signaling pathway; regulation of cell cycle. The transcript has 20 exons. Gene Ontology annotation, cellular component: nucleus; nucleolus; cytoplasm.